This is a messenger RNA of Papaver somniferum (opium poppy), 501 nucleotides long. RefSeq lists its product as uncharacterized. The coding region runs from base 1 to 501 and encodes 166 amino acids. The record is from RefSeq and is a predicted model, not a curated record. The transcript is spliced from 2 exons. Gene Ontology annotation, molecular function: nucleic acid binding. NCBI's taxonomy places the organism in Eukaryota, Viridiplantae, Streptophyta, Magnoliopsida, Ranunculales, Papaveraceae.
AUGGUUUAUAAGAAUUUCGAUCUGAAAAAUCGACCAAUAAAAGUGCAGAAGAUUAUAACAGUGAGAUUCUUCUUACCUGCAAGAAACCAAACACUCAUAUGUUGUGAUGGAGCAUCGAGAGGUAAUCCAGGUGUUGCGGGUUAUGGCUUUGUAUGUAGAGAUGAUCAGGGAGGUUUCAUAUAUGCUGAAGCUAAAGGUCUGGGGAUUGCAACAAAUUACAUUGAUGAAAUAAUAGCUAUUGCAGGUGCAUCUGAAUGGGCAAUACAUAAUAAUAAGCUUGAUAUAUGCAUUAAUUCAUACUCUAAAGCUGCAGUAAGAUGGAGAAGAAUAAAGGAAUUACUAAGUAAUAUCCAAUUUGUACAUAGUAUGAGGGAAAUCAAUUUCUCUAUUGAUUCCAUGGCAAAGAAAGGUGCAGGCUUGGAGAGAGGAGAAAUAAUCAGAUUCAAUAUUAAACCAGCUUUCAUCCAUGCUUUGGAAUCACCUGAGAAAAUUUACUAUUGA